Molecule: messenger RNA, 1353 nt
Organism: Diplodia corticola
Lineage: Eukaryota; Fungi; Ascomycota; Dothideomycetes; Botryosphaeriales; Botryosphaeriaceae
Exons: 1
Coding region: 1-1353 (450 amino acids)
Source: RefSeq, a predicted model, not a curated record
AUGAACCCACCCACCAUGCAAGACAUACAGCUACCCCUGUGGCUCGAGAAGAUCUCCUUCGGAGAGUUGCGUGCCGGAGGCUACAUCGAUCUGAGUGGCACGUUCCGAAACGAGCUUGCAGACAACCCACGAGCAAUUCACCCUCUGUUCUACCAACGACAAUGGCUAGGCGUUCCAACAGAAGAUUACGUGUUGCUGAUGCCCGCCUUGCAACUAGCCACUAAGCUCCUAACAUCGCCACGAUUUCUCGUCUUUUGGGAGGCGGUGCUUCGACGUCGACGGCAUAUCCGCACUGACGGCCUCCGAGUCAUGUACGGACGUUUGUGUGACCGAGUCGACCUUUCGCAUCGCCAUCUGAACGAAGUGGAAGAGCGUUGGAUCUUGAACGUGCUGCUUAACCUCAAAAACGUACACAGGUUUAAAUUUCAAGAGGAAUUUAACCUUUGCGACGCAGAUGCGACAACCGAUCUGGUAGCGCACCCCGGCUUCGGAUCUUACCGUACUCACGCUUCGGUCUCCAGGAUCAGCGAUGAGUAUCUGCGACUUCUCCGCUUAUUCAAUCAACAUGAGGUGCCUGCUUGCGGAGGGAUUCCAAGCCGCUGGGACAGGCCGACUAGAGGAUCAAUCUUACGCACUUCAUUCCACCUCGCUAAAACUUUAGUGCACGAGCUGUGUCACGCGCUCAACAAUGCGAUAAUCCCUCUCUGUCGAGGACACCCGAACCCCGAGAUUGGUAUCAAGAUCGAACCCUUCUUCAUGGAUCAGAAUCGUUGCGAACUGGGACGAGCAUGGGAGUCCCUCGUGUUUGGCGGACAUAUUGACGGGAUUGGCGACGGGUUAAGCAUGCAGUUCGGGCUCAGCGUGACCAAAUGGCCGCAUCCAUUCAGCCAGGAGGGAGAAGAGCGCGCCCCAAGCAGGCGGCUGUUCACGACAAGCUACGCAAUCCCCAUGGCGUGGGUGGAAGCGCUGUGGACAAACGACUUCUGGUACCAUGUUGACCACUGCCUCGGCUUCGACUUUCGCAUCCCCAAGAUCCUUGGCAUCCGGAAAGCGACCAAUGUGGUGUGGACCGAGGAGGAUGAGGAGUACGAGUGCUUCAGCAGCACAGACGACAGUGAAGUGGCAGAAAUGGGCAACGAGGAGCGAGCUGAGGCGCUAGGGAAGAGGAUGCGAGUGCGGGUGCGGUACCAGCUGGGCCUGGAAGGCGAGUACGACGACAGCGAGGACAGCAGCGUGGCGCGGCACGAAGACUGGCAGGGCGUUAUUCGCGACGGCGGCAUGGCGGAUGACGGCGAUGACGAAGACCUGCCAUGGAUGACGGCGUCGACUGGAGCUGCGCCACGGCUGACAUAA